Messenger RNA from Saccostrea cuccullata (small rock oyster), 996 nucleotides. RefSeq names its product glycoprotein-N-acetylgalactosamine 3-beta-galactosyltransferase 1-like. The coding region runs from base 31 to 996 and encodes 321 amino acids. NCBI's taxonomy places the organism in Eukaryota, Metazoa, Mollusca, Bivalvia, Ostreida, Ostreidae. The transcript has 3 exons. The record is from RefSeq and is a predicted model, not a curated record. Gene Ontology annotation, molecular function: N-acetylgalactosaminide beta-1,3-galactosyltransferase activity.
AGAAAGGACGCCAACACAGAAUAUGUAACAAUGGUGCAGGGAGUAUCGUUUGUGUCCGGAUUCGUGUGUGGUAUAGUACUGUACUUUGUAGCAUUUCCUAGUCCUUCCGUGGUUUUCUUCCAAUUGGAGUCUUCGAAUGAAGAUCAGAUUGUUGGGAAAUUAUCGCAAAAUUUUUAUCUUGACGAUGGAGAGGAGGAAAUCCUACAAAGUUCCAUGAUUAACGAUUCCAGAUUUCAUGAAGAUAAAAAUACUUUGGGCAAAACUCUCCAGGAGAACGUAAGAGUCCACUGUGUUAUAUUCUCCAGUGAUUAUACUGGUGGAAGUCGCCUCUCGAUAGCUGUUGCCAAGACGUGGGCAAAGAGAUGUUCAUCCGCCAUCUUCAUUGGGAGGAAGACCAAUAGACAUUUCCCCUACCCCAUGAUACAUACUAAUUUCUCUUUUUACCAGUCAGAUCAUGCGGCCAAAAGUGUAUUUAGUGUUGCUGUAUUAGAAACUUUUAAAAGAUACUUUGAUCGAAACGAGUGGUUUCUGUUUGCUGCGGACAACACAUUUGUGAUAAUGGAAAACUUGCGGUACUACCUCUCUAAGCAGAAUGCAUCGGAACCAGAAUAUUUUGGAACAAUAUCAAAAGCAGCCAGAGGCAUAGCUUGGCCUUAUCACAGUGGAAUAACUGUAUUUAGCAAGGCGUCAAUGAAAAAAAUACAACAUUCAACCAUCGUUUCCUGUAAAGAAACUGUUUCAUAUGAGUUUACAUCUAGCUUAUGUCUUAAACAAGCUGGAAUUUUAGACAGAACACCUUCAGAAAAUUAUGGGGAAUCUAUCUUCAAUAAUUUGCCGUUGUCGAUUUCUGUUAAGCUUAAUAAACCUUUUGGAAUAAGUAUGCAGCCCGAUUCUUACAUGAUAUCAGUACGUUUUCUACAACCUCCAGAUAUGUAUGCGCAGGAAUUCCUCGUGUAUCACCUGAUGGCUUUUGGAAUCAAUAAAUUAUCUUCUUAA